Molecule: messenger RNA, 3115 nt
Organism: Ornithodoros turicata
Lineage: Eukaryota; Metazoa; Arthropoda; Arachnida; Ixodida; Argasidae
Gene: FER
Product: tyrosine-protein kinase Fer-like
Exons: 18
Coding region: 238-2802 (854 amino acids)
Biological process (GO): peptidyl-tyrosine phosphorylation
Molecular function (GO): non-membrane spanning protein tyrosine kinase activity; ATP binding
Source: RefSeq, a predicted model, not a curated record
UCACCAACAAUUCCCGUGUUCCUCCGUCUGCUCCUCAGUCAGUCAUUGUGAGUAACGCUGGCGUGCUGUGUGUAUCGUGCACUCUGGAUUGAUAGCUGAUAUGGAUUAUGCGGCAUUGAUGAUACGAAUCACGUGUGCUUGUGGUGAUGUACGAGUUGGAUUUAUGCACCAUCGUUGAAUUUGGAUACGUCUAAGCUCUUUUCGUCUCUUAGCACCGGCCAAUUCGGGAGACCACCCAUGGGCUUUGCCACAGAGCUGCAGGGAUGGACGUCCCAUGACGCACUCAUUUCGGUGCAAGAUGCUGAGCUCCGGCUUUUGGAAAACAUGCGGCGAUGCAUUAUACAGAGGGUCAAGUGUGAUAGGGAAUAUUCCGUCGCUCUCAACUCUGUCUACAUUCAAGCAUCGAAGGUCGAUACGGCAGAUGAGCUCUCUGGAAGCCUGAUUGCCAAGGCCUGGAACACGAUCAUAGACAGCACGGAAGCAAUAAGCAAGCUAGUCAAGCAAAAUGCUGACCAGUUGGCAACUCAUACACUUGAUAUGCUUGGCUGCCUCAUCUUGGAGAAGCGUGCACUCAAGAAAGUCUAUCUGGACGAACACCAAAGAAUACACGGGGAGCUGACAAGGCUCAGAGAUGCUGUUCUAAAAAGCACGUCAGACUACGAGAAGUGCCUUGAGAACGCCACUCAAGCCAAAGAAAAAUAUGAGGACCAGUUUGUCAAAGGAAGGGGAAAUCGAAAAGUUGAAGAAGCAAAAGACCGGUACAUAAAAGCAUCCAGGAAACUCCAUCAGACACACAAUGACUACGUUCUGCUCCUGAACGAGGCCAUGAACUACGAGAAGCAUCUGCGUACAGAACUGCUUCCAAACUUGCUUCAGUAUCAGCAAACAGUCCUUCAAGAAGCCAUUGACACUUGGCAAACCAUCACAAAGGACUUCUGUCUGCGCACAAGCUUCUGUACGGAACCUUUCCAAGUCAUUCACACCAGGUUAAUGGGAAGCAUAGAGGCAAUCAAAAGCGAAAUGGAAUAUGAAGACUUCAUAGAGAAGUACAAGUCAAAACCAAUUCCGUCCAUUGACUUCCACUAUGAUGAAUCGUUGCUCAACAACUACAAUGGCAAACUGAAAGCUGAUCAAAUCGCUGUGGAUGACUUCACAAUCGAUGUUGUAAGAGAAAGAGUCGACGAGAUUCAAAAGAAGUUAACACAGGUGCAACUGGCAAUCCAGGAGAAGGAUAUGCAGAUUGGGCAAUUCCAGGUGGAGGUGUCUGAGAUCAAGACUACACCGGCAUUGGGCUCUGCGGCUAUGGUGAAAAAGCGUGCUGUGGAUAUCCUGCGGAGAGAAAGAGAAGAACUGGCUUGUCAAGAAUUCAGGCUGAAAAGUCAACUGGAUCUCCUCAUGAAGCCCCUUUCUGCCGUCAGCAGUGACAUUCCCAGGGGACUUGACUUGGAUAUCGGCACAAAUGGAGACACGCCUCACUGUAAAGAUGAAGAUAUUAUGGAUUUCACAAUGAUCAGCAAAAUUGCUGCGAGGCACUUCGUGGACAAGAUAAAAAGUCCCUUCCUAAAGAAACAGGCCACACCAAUUCAGCAGUCCAAGGACUUGCAGGAAUGCAUCAACUCCAAUAACUUGUUUGAAGACAGCACUAACAACGGCCAACAACCUUACAGUCGUCAGAUGAUAGUGAACCCAAAUGUAUCCCUGCAAGAUGAAGACUGGUUUCAUGGUGUCCUUCCAAGAGAAGAGGUAGUCAGAUUGUUAGUGGAGGACGGAGACUACUUAGUGCGUGAGACUAUGAGAAAUGAGGAGAAACAAGUAGUGCUGUCCGUCUGCUGGCAAGGCCACAAGCACUUUAUCGUGCAGACUACUUCAGACGGCAAGUACAGGUUUGAAGGCCCUGCAUUCAAUACAGUACAGGAGCUCAUUGUGUACCAACAUCACCUGGGACUGCCUGUGACAAGCAAGUCGGGAGCAAUCUUACAAAAUCCCAUCUUCAGGGAGCGCUGGGAGCUCAACAACGAUGAUGUUCAACUUGUGGAAAAGAUAGGGAGGGGAAACUUUGGAGAUGUGUACAGGGCCAUACUUCAUCCACAAACUGUAGAGGUCGCUGUUAAGACAUGUCGUGUUAGCCUCCCAGAUGACCACAAGAAGAAAUUUCUGCAGGAAGGAAGAAUACUGAAGCAGUAUGAUCAUCCAAACAUCGUUAAGUUCAUAGGCAUAUGUGUUCAGAAGCAGCCCAUCAUGAUCGUCAUGGAGCUUGUGCCCGGAGGUUCACUACUUGCAUUUUUGAGGAGCCAGGGGCCUCGUUUGAACACCAAGCACUUACUUAAUAUGUGCAUUGACUCGGCUGCUGGCAUGGCAUACUUGGAAAGCAAGAACUGCAUUCACAGGGAUCUGGCAGCAAGAAACUGCUUAGUAGGCCACAGCAACAUUGUCAAGAUAUCAGACUUUGGUAUGUCAAGAGAAGAGGAGGAGUACAUUGUCUCAGAUGGCAUGAAGCAAAUUCCUAUCAAGUGGACUGCUCCAGAAGCACUUAAUUUUGGGAAAUACACAUCAAUGUGCGACGUAUGGAGCUAUGGUAUUCUAGCCUGGGAGAUAUUUUCCAUGGGGGCAUCUCCGUACUGUGGAAUGUCAAACAGCAGGGCUCGGGAACUCAUAGAUACUGGGUACCGAUUACCGUCGCCUGACCACACCCCACAAGGAACGUAUGAGCUCAUGCUUCGCUGCUGGGAGUAUAACCCGGACAAGAGGCCCAAUUUCCAGCAAAUCCACUCCAUACUUGUGAAUAUCAGCAAAUCUUUGUGACAGUGUGUUUAAGGAUAUGCCAUAAUUCUAAUUGUGCCUUGACAUCUUCCCAGUGAUUUCUCUUGUUGUAUUCAAGUUAUGCCUGUACAUACAAGUUAUUAUUAAGUCAAUGCAAGGAUGGCUGUCAAAGCAAAAAUACUCUGUUGGAAGGGGAUUGUAUUGUGAUGCAACUGUACAUUUUGUAAGCAUUUACCACUUUAAGAGUUGAUUGACUGGUGUUUCAAGUUUUUAACUAUACAUGUGCUUCUCAGGACAUCUCCGAUAAGAAGUGCCAUAUACUUUUAAGAUGUGAUAAUAAAGCCUAAUACAUAAG